AUGUCUCAAGAAGAUAAAAUUAUUUUGCAUUGGCUUGAAAAGUCAAGAUCUCACAGAAUAUUAUGGUUAUUGGAAGAAUUGAAUCUCGAAUAUGAAUUAAAGGUAUACAGAAGAACCAAGGAUUACCGUGCACCACCAGAAUUAAACAAGGUGCACCCAUUGGGGAAGUCACCUGUCAUCGAGAUCAUUAAGCCAGGUAGAUCCACGCCAGUCAUCUUGGCCGAAACCGGAUAUAUGAUUGACUAUUUAAUCAGAAAUUACGAUACAGAACAAAAGUUGGUUCCUAGUGAUGAAGAUGAAAGAGAAUUGGUCAAUUACUACUUGCAAUUUGCCGAGGGUAGUCUUCAACCAUUCUUGGUGUCGUUGUUGGUCAACAACAUGGCCAAAAAAAUGGCACCAUUUGGGGCUGGCUUUUUGGUUAACAAGGUGGUGCUGCAGAUCAAUAAUUUAUAUUACGGCCCAGAAUUAAUGAAGGCCCUCGACUUUUUGGAAAAUAACUUGAAAAAGGGCAACGGUGAGUACUUUGUAGGCAACAAAUUGACCGGUGCUGAUAUUAUUUUGAGUUUCCCAAUAUAUGACAAUGUAUUCGGCGACCUCGAAAGAACAAAGGCUAUGACUGGCGGUAAGUUUGAUGUCGUUACCAAGUAUCCUACUAUGAAGGCCUGGGCUGAUAUGAUCAAGAAGGAACCUAACUUGAUCAAGGCUAACGAAAUUAUCGACUCCAAGACUGGCACAUCGAAAUUGUAA
This is a messenger RNA of Debaryomyces hansenii CBS767, 747 nucleotides long. RefSeq names its product glutathione S-transferase. The record is from RefSeq and is a predicted model, not a curated record. NCBI's taxonomy places the organism in Eukaryota, Fungi, Ascomycota, Pichiomycetes, Serinales, Debaryomycetaceae. Bases 1 to 747 code for a protein of 248 amino acids. The transcript is spliced from 2 exons.